Messenger RNA from Maudiozyma saulgeensis, 528 nucleotides. The record is from the annotation of a GenBank genome assembly. Lineage: Eukaryota; Fungi; Ascomycota; Saccharomycetes; Saccharomycetales; Saccharomycetaceae.
AUGCAGGCAGACAGACAGUUAGAAAAGAGCAAAAUGUUUUCUUCAACAAAAGUUGCUUCGUUGGCGAUGUCCAUUUCCCCACCCCCACAGGCUGUCUGUGUGUGUGUGUACGAAAAAAGUAAGCAAAUUGGUAUGCGGCUUGGUAAUAUAAUUUUCUUUUCUCUUUUGGUUGAAAUGUUUAUUAAUACCACUUUUCCUUGUGUGACGGAGCAUUCUGCACCGAAAGGAAGGGAUGUUUGCGUGCACCCUAAACGAAAUAAAUGUCACCCCCAUCACUACUUUGACGAUAACAAAAAACAAAUUUUGCUCCAAUCACUGCUUUUUUCCGUAGUUGGGUCCACGGAAGAUAGCACUCCGCACCUGCCGCCCCGCACAACUGUUGUAUUUUGUGUUUUUCCAAUUCCUCUCCCGUAUUGUAUCGACAUUUUUCCUAUGUGGAUCUUCGGAAUAAUAUCCUCCGGGUACAGUAAAAGCGCAGCACUUGGAAAAACUUUUCAUAAAGGGGCUCUGGGCCCUUUAAAAUUAUAA